Messenger RNA from Phyllopteryx taeniolatus (common seadragon), 2983 nucleotides. RefSeq names its product caudal type homeobox 4 (gene cdx4). The record is from RefSeq and is a predicted model, not a curated record. Bases 1742 to 2668 code for a protein of 308 amino acids. The transcript is spliced from 6 exons. Gene Ontology annotation, cellular component: nucleus. Gene Ontology annotation, biological process: regulation of transcription by RNA polymerase II; embryo development; anterior/posterior axis specification. NCBI's taxonomy places the organism in Eukaryota, Metazoa, Chordata, Actinopteri, Syngnathiformes, Syngnathidae. Gene Ontology annotation, molecular function: DNA-binding transcription factor activity, RNA polymerase II-specific; RNA polymerase II transcription regulatory region sequence-specific DNA binding.
UUCACAGUCGUAGCGGCCCUCCGGUGGAAGUCAUAACUACGAUGUGGCCCGUGACAAAGAUGAAUUUGAAACCCCUGCCCUAGAGCAAUGGUGUUGCUAAGCUAAGUUCUUAAGUCCUACUCCAAAUUAUUUUUUACAUUUUUAACACAUUAUAAGUACAUAAUUCUAAAUAAAUCUGCCCAAUUGAGCCAAAUUUGUGAUUGGAAACCUCACAAAACGGCAUUCCAGUGAAAUUCAGCCACAUAAUUGGUACCGUCCAAAUAUCAAUAAAAUAAGUAAAAGUUUUUGGUGGCUAUUUGGAAGCUUCUUGCCUGUCUGCUGCUUGUAUCUGCUCUUCUUCCUGGCUUUUAAAAUCAUUUUUUUUUUGUAUUUAUUCCAUUAGGUAUUAUCUUAAGGUCAUAUGACCCAACCCUACUUCUUUCCCUGAGGACAUUGUGAAUUACGAGGUCGGAGGAAUGCGGCGCUCCUCGGACGGUGAGUCGCUUCCCGGUCGUGAUGAGGUGUCGGCUGCUCGUCUGCUCUCCGGGACAAAGGAAGGAACUCUUAAUCACGGUGGUCCCGACUGAAGGACGCCACAAACUGGGCUUCCUAUGGGAGCGAGGUGCCCCCGUAUACAGAAAGCCGUCUGAGCAAAUAUUCCAUAUCCUUGCCAUGCAGUUUAAGGGCCAUGUAUAAUUAGACGCUUUGUCCUCACUAGUGGGAAAACUUUAGCAUACUAGUAGGGAAACCACAUGUUACUAGUCAGACAAAACUGCGCGCCUAGUACUACUGCUAGUGACCUAAAAUUCUCCUAGUCAACAUCUAGAGCUUGACGAGCUCAGUGAACACCAGCAUAUUUGCACAUUCACCUAUUUGCAUUUUGUUUUUUUCAGUUAGCAAAUUAAAUUGUCGGUUCAUGUAUUUAUUGAAAAUAAAAUAAGAUGAAUAACAUACAACUUGCAUAUACCGUAUUUAUUAUAUUAAACAAUUGGUAAACAAUAUGAAUUGUAAAUAGAGCAUUCCUCACAUAUUUGCAGCUUGUGCAAUCACCUAUUGAAAUAUUUUUUUUUAAAACUAUUCUUCGUUAUUUGCUGUUUUCGUGCUCAGGACAAAGCCAUGUCUAAUUUAAAAUCCGCACCGCACAGAUGUCAACUAGUGCGCAGUUUUGCCGCACUGCUAAUGUGUAUUUGUCCUACUAGUGAGGACAAAAAGUGCGCUAGUAUAUGGACUUUAAGCUUGAUAAGGAGGCUAUUAAAAGUGGCACUAAUAGUGAAAAAAACAUGACUAGCAAGACACAUAUUUUGCGCCCUAGUCAUUAUGCUAGUAUGCUAAAUUGUUUUGUGAGAACAAAGAGUGUAUUAGCACAUGCACUUUAAGCUGCAUUUCAAUAGAAGAAAUGCUCAAACGGCUUUCCAUCCACGCCGGUUACAGAGUGGGUGUGUGAGGGGAACUCCUUCUGAGGGUCCUGACAGGAUCCGGUGUGUUUACAUGGAGGUUUCUUGUCCAGGAUUGGCUGCUUGGUUGCACAAGUGACAGCUUUACAGGCAGACUUUGGUGGCAUCUUGUCAGGCAGCAGCACAUCAUGUGAGAGGAGCAACGCGCUGCAAGGACUUUCCAAAAAAAAAAAAGAGAGGGGGGGACCCCCAUUUUGGACCACUUUCACGAGGAUUCUCUUUUUUUUCCCCCCCCCCCUUCUCCUUUCAAGCAUGUCCCCUUAGAAUCUUUUGCGAGUCGAACCUCAUACAAGCGCGACCUAAAAGCCAUGUAUGUGGGAUACAUACUGGAUAAAGAGAGCGGCAUGUAUCACCAAGGCCCCGUGCGGCGAUCCAGCAUCAACCUGCCCCCGCAGAACUUUGUGUCCUCGCCACAGUACCCCGACUUUAGCGGAUACCAUCACGUCCCCAACGUGGACUCGCACGGCCAGUCGGCGGGCAGCUGGGGGCCGUCGGCGUACGGAGGUCCCCGGGAGGAAUGGGGCGCCUACGGCCUGGGGCCCCCGAACGCGCUGCAGUCCACGCCCGUCAACAACUCGUCGCCGGCGCAGGUGGCCUACUGCUCGGCCGCAGAGUACACCCACAUGCACCCGCCCCCGCCGGCCUCGGCGGCCCUCCUGCAGCAGCAGCCGCCGCCGCCGCCGCCGGACGUGUCGCCGGACCGGGAGAGGCGAAACUCGUACCAGUGGAUGAGCAAAACGGCGCAGUCCUCCUCCACAGGGAAGACAAGGACGAAGGAAAAGUACCGGGUGGUCUACACAGACCACCAGCGGCUAGAACUGGAGAAGGAGUUCCACUUUAAUAGAUACAUCACCAUCAGGAGGAAAGCCGAGCUGGCCAUCAACCUGGGCCUGUCCGAGAGACAGGUAAAGAUUUGGUUCCAGAACCGCCGCGCCAAGGAGCGUAAACUGAUCAAGAAGAAGCUGGGCCAGUCGGACGGCAGCGGGGGCUCCGUGCACAGCGACCCGGGUUCCGUCAGCCCCCUGCCGGUGCCCGGCUCGCUCAGUCCUACGGACAUCCACGGUGCCCUGUACCCUGGCCCUGGCCCUGGCCCUGGCCCCCAUCCACACCCUCAUCCACAUCCACAUCCCCACCCUCAUCCCCAUCCUCAUCCUCACCCCCAGCCCCCUCCAACACAGGCUAUGAGCACAUUGCCGUCCAUCAGAAAUAUACAGCAAGUGACUGUGAGCCAGUGACGUGGCACCAAACACUCGGAACCAAACGGAGCACUCCGACACGCUGCAGCAGGACUCUUCACACAACAACACGUUUCUUUUUUUUUCUUUUUAUACAAUAGUUCCAAUAACACAGGAGGAAGAGGAGGAGGAGGAGGAGGAGGGAAGAGGGUAAAUGGUUUGGUGUUCCUAACUACCAAAGCUUGAAAUUGUUUGUGAAUUUUAAUAAGAUAUAAAUGGUUUUUUGGAUGUGAUGUGUUUGUGAAUAAAAUGACGACUCAGGGAAUCAGCAUGUUAAUUUUCCAAGUGUAAAAAAAAAAAAAAAAAAAAAAAACA